AUGAUAACAUUGUUACCACUAAUACUUCUGAUGUUGUCCAUGCCCUUAUUUCCCAACUCAAACUUGAGUUUGCAUGCAUUAAAAGAUCUUGGUGAUCUCUCAUUCUUCUUGGGGAUUCAAGCAACCCGUGACUCUAAUGGGCUUCAUCUUCAUCAAGGAAAAUAUGUUACAUAUUUGUUACGUCAAAGUGAUCCUCUCUUAGAUCCCACCAAAUAUCGCCAUAUUGUGGGUGCUCUUCAAUAUUGUAUGUUGACUCGCCCUGAUAUUGUGUACAGUGUUAACCAGUUAUGUCAGUUUCUCCACUCGCCCACUUCAGUGUAUAUGACGGCAGCAAAGUGUGCCCUACGUUAUCUUAAAGGAACAUUGCAUUAUGGCUUGUAUUAUACGCCGAGUUCGUUGAAAUUAAAUGUAUUUAGUGAUUUUGAUUGGGCUGGGAGUCCUGAUGACAAAAAAUCCACAACUGGUUAUGCGAUCUACUUAUGUCCCUGUUUGAUCUCUUGGGCUGCCAAGAAGCAACCUAUUGUUGCUUGGUCAAGCAUGUAA
Molecule: messenger RNA, 543 nt
Organism: Alnus glutinosa
Lineage: Eukaryota; Viridiplantae; Streptophyta; Magnoliopsida; Fagales; Betulaceae
Exons: 1
Coding region: 1-543 (180 amino acids)
Source: RefSeq, a predicted model, not a curated record